This is a messenger RNA of Vigna umbellata (rice bean), 1758 nucleotides long. NCBI's taxonomy places the organism in Eukaryota, Viridiplantae, Streptophyta, Magnoliopsida, Fabales, Fabaceae. The record is from RefSeq and is a predicted model, not a curated record.
GUGCUUGUAGGUGUUGAUAUGCCAUCUUCAACCCAAGAGGUGCAAGACAAGGAGAGUGUGGAAAAAGACGUAUCAGAUGAUGAAAAGGUGGAGAGUUUGAAGUCUGAGAGAGACAACGAGAAGGCAGAUUUAGUAACAUUGAAAAAAAAUAAGGAAAAUCUUCUAAAACACACCAACAAAAAAGUCUCAGAUGAGAAUGUCAAGCGUAAAGAUUCCAAGGAGGAGGUGGUAGAAAAAGUAGUGGAGGCCAUUAAUAAAAAGAUCAAGAAAUCAACUAAAAAGCUUGGUGUUAGUGAAAUUGAAACAGAAGCUAAAGAAAAAGGAAAAACACCCAAAACAGUGCAUUACCCCACACUGCCUUUAAGUAGAGACGAUGAGACUUUGAAGCUAGUCUUGAAAAGGUGCCAAGCCAGUUAUGAUGCCCUUAAUUCUCAUUCAAAAGUUUGCUGUUUGUCUCUCUCGAUUUUCCCAGAAAAUGUUGUUAUAAUGAAAAGACAUAUAAUUUACUGGUGGAUUGGAGAGGGGUUUGUAAAAAGGUCAACAGAGAAAACAGCUGAAAAAGAAGGUGAGAAUGUUUUCGACGAGCUUCUGAAUUCUAAUCUGAUUGUACCACAAGGUUAAGCCAAGUGUCCUGUUGUCAAUAAAUUCAAAAUUAAUCCUUGGAUCCGCCACAUGUUGGUAUCAUCUGUUCUGGGAGAAAAUAAACAACCCUUUGGAUUUUAUCCACAAAUAACAACCUCUUCCUAUGGUUGCCUAGUACUUGACCAACAAAAAGUUGAAAUAGGUGGUGACUUUGCUCCGAAAUCUGAUCAAUGGAGAAGUGUUUUCAAUCUUAGUGCCAAACAUCUUACUAUUGAACCUCAAUGGAUGGCUAAAAUGAAGAAGUUGGUGGUGCUUCAGCUUGGUCGUUGGCAAGAGUCUCCAAAAUAUCACAUUGAAGUUGCCGGUACAGAAUUCAUGACAGACACAAAGGCUCAAAAGCAUCUGAAAUAUCUCAGCCUUCGUGGUAUAUCAAGAAUAUCAGCUUUGCCACCCUCUAUUGCUCAACUUGUUAGCCUAGAAAUUCUUGACCUCAAGGCUUGUCACAAUCUCGAAACCUUACCUAAUGAAAUUACUUCAUUGAAAAAGCUCACACACUUGGAUGUGUCACAGUGCUACUUGUUGGAGAGUAUGCCAAAGGGGAUUGGGAAGCUCACUGAGCUCCAAGUACUCAAGGGAUUUGUAGUAGGCAGUUCCAACAAGACUCCUACAAUAUCGGAUCUUGCAAACUUUAAAAAGUUGAAACGAUUGAGCAUACACAUUGGAAGUGAGGCUGUGAUCCAAGAUAAAGAGUUUGAAAACCUGAGAAAAUCACAAGUUAAAUGUCUCAAAAUAUCAUGGGGCGUGUCAUCCAACACCAAGUACAAAGAUAUUGAUAUCGUUCUCCCACAAGGUUUGGAAAAGUUAAACCUUGAAGGCUUUCCUGGUGAGAACACUCCAACAUGGUUGAAACUCCUACCUUCUGAAUUGAAGAGACUAUACAUAAUAGGAGGAAAACUCAGGAGCAUAGAAGAGCUAAAAGACAGUACAAUAAAUUGUAAGGUGGAGAUCUUGCGUCUGAAAUACCUAAAGAAUCUUAAAAUUGAUAUUGACCAUUUGAGAAAGUUGUUUCCUUCACUGAAGUAUGCAGAGGUGAAAAAAGUCAAAGAGGAUAGCUAUGAAUGGAGCAUUAUGUGGUAAAACUACACCCAUUUUGUUCAAUGUAUUUUAUGUUAAAUA